This is a messenger RNA of Soboliphyme baturini, 828 nucleotides long. The record is from the annotation of a GenBank genome assembly. Lineage: Eukaryota; Metazoa; Nematoda; Enoplea; Dioctophymatida; Soboliphymatidae.
AUGACCGGUAAGUGCUUCGAUUUUUCGAAGGACAUCGGUGGACAUCUGCUCAAUGGCCGGCAAUCAGUAGAAGACCGAGAGUGUCUACUAAAUGAAAUCAAUGGUCUAAAAGGCGAACUGUCGAAACAGAUUGACUUGACCAAGUGGUACAAAAACGAGGGUGAACAUUUUAAGCAUGUUAUGGCGGAAAUGAGAGGAAAGAUAACGGAUAUGGAGCAGCAGAUAUAUUACUUGAAUGCAAAGCUGUGCGAAUGUUCCAAACCGGCGAUGUCGGCUGAUUUUGGAACUCCUGGUAGCAGUGACAUGCAGGACCGAGUUUAUCAGCUGGAAUGUGAAAAAACCGAAAUGCGUAACUCAAUGCAAGACCUCAACGACAAAAUUAAGUGGUACAUUAACGAGACCGAAUACUUCAGAAAUGAAAUCAAGGCCAAAGAUAAUUGGUGUGGCCAAUUAAGUCAGUACAAAGACAAAGUAUACUACUUUCUGCCGAAUUCGUUCUUGGUUCGUAAAGAGCCGUAUGUCGACCGCAACAAGUGGAUCCUGGCUAUGUGGAAGGAGAACGAAAAUCUGACCCUCGUGUCACGAGAGUUCAAGAUCCGAUCGCCAGAUGCGCACCAGGUGUAUUUGGCGGCGAGUUUCUUCAACUGGGAGUGCCUGGUAUUGAUGCAUCGUCACGAAGACGGCAUGUGGCGAAUUCAGGUCGAUGUUCCGUGCGGUCAUCACGAGUUCAGAUUCAUCGAGAUCGACAGCAAGCGGUGGUCGACCAGCGACGAGUACGAUUCAUGUUGGAACGACUUUGGCAGCUGCAACAACUGGAUUCUGGUGUAA